UCAAAAGUGUCAAAACAAGUCGCCUGAUCGAUGCAGACUGAAAAAUUGAAAUUUAGUUUCCUCUUUUGUGCAAAAUCUUAUUCAUGAUUUAAAAACUUAAGAUAUUAAACGUAUUAAAGACUAAAAUAAAUUAUACAGAAUGAAGUUUCUUUACGUAUUAUUGUUCGUUGGCGUGAAUUUUGGCAAUGUCAUCUGCGCUGUUAACCCAGUGGAAGAAGAAGUUGGGAAUGGGCGCUACGUGAUAGAAGGUAGAGUGUUUCCGCCGGAGGAGCUGGCUCACGUGAACUGGCAGACUGAGAUGCGCAUCCACGUCAAUGGGGGAGAGUUCAUUGGCUUCGUUCGCAACGACGGCUCCUUUGUUGUUCACAACGUUCCGUCAGGCUCGUAUGUAGUGGAAGUGGUCCAUCCGGACUACAUGUACGAACCCGUCCGCGUAGAGAUCAAUUCCAAAGGCAAAUACCGCGCUCGGAAACUGAACUUCAUCCAGACGUCUCAAGUUAUUCAAGUGCCAUACCCGCUACGCAUGAAAGCAUUGUCCAAAUUCCGCUACUUCCAAAUUCGUGAACAGUGGAGGCUGACUGACUUCCUAUUCAACCCUAUGGUGAUAAUGAUGGUGUUGCCGCUUGUGUUGAUAAUGAUCUUGCCGAAGAUGAUGAAUGAUCCAGAGACCAAGGAGGACUUGAAGCAGAUCAGCAACUUGACCAGGAUGUCAGACAUGCCAGAGAUGUCCGAGAUGAUCACCAGUCUUUUCAGUGGAGGCUCCACGGCUAAAGCCUCUGCCUCUAAAGCGAAACAAGUCAAAAAGAAACAGUGAUGUGAUAAAUCAAUGACUAAGUAUUUAUAAUCAGUCUGUGUAUAGAUUUAGCUGUUUUUAUUUAAUAAAAUAUUUAAAAAUA
Molecule: messenger RNA, 896 nt
Organism: Pectinophora gossypiella (pink bollworm)
Lineage: Eukaryota; Metazoa; Arthropoda; Insecta; Lepidoptera; Gelechiidae
Gene: EMC7
Product: ER membrane protein complex subunit 7
Exons: 1
Coding region: 140-814 (224 amino acids)
Cellular component (GO): EMC complex
Molecular function (GO): carbohydrate binding
Source: RefSeq, a predicted model, not a curated record